AUGGCGGCAUUUCCACCGCAAAAUCCUCCGGGGCCUCCGCAACCGGCCGUGCCGUCAUUAGAUCUCACGGGCCUCUGUUUUCGCGACCAAAUAUUUCUAAAUUUCGUUGGCGGAUGCCUCGUGCCGGGUAACGUGUUCGACUAUUUCGCCAACUCGCCGUUCUACGAUCGCACGUGCAACAACGAGCAGCUGAGGAUGCAGGGCAUUCAUCCCCUUGACACAGCGCGCCUCAGAGAGAUGGUGGGGUGGGAGUAUUCACUGCACAUGGCGCAGGAGCCUCAUCUGUUUGUGCUGCGGAAGCAGAAAAGGGACGGUCCAGAUCGCACCACGCCCGUGGCUGCAUACUACAUCCUGGAUGGGUCCAUCUACCAGGCUCCGUCACUGCAUGCCGUCAUCGGUUCUCGGAUCUGUCGUGCCCUGCAUCAUCUCCGGGCAGCCUUUUCCAUGACCCGGGCGGCUCUUGACAAUCCCGAAGCUGCCCGGCCAAAAGAAGAGCGGACAGAGUCAGAAGGGGCGUCAGUUGAUGCCCCUGACACGCCAGCAGCAUCAGAGGCAAAACCAACCGCAUCAGACGUGCGGGAGAUGGCACGACUGGACCACGUGAUUAUGACCGUUGUCAGGAAGCUCACCCCAGCUCCACCUCCCCCAGAUAUCGCCUUGCCGGCGCUGCCACAGCCCGCAGCAGCAGGUGAAGCAGCAACUGCAGAGGACAAGACGGGAGGGGUGGGUACCUCUGCUGCUGGCGCUGCUGCUGGUGCUGCUGCUGCUGGUGGUGCUGCUGCUGCUGCUGCUGCCGCUCCUGCAACUGGUGCUGGCGCGACUACAGGUGCUGGGAAGAAAGCAGGGGCAGCUCGUCGCCAUCUGCAAAACCCCCACCACACCCACAGUUUUUCUCUCCCCCCUCCUUCCCCCCUUUCCCUCCCCCCCUCCCCAUCCCCAAUCCCCACCUCCCCCACAUCCCCCCCCCCCCCCCCCACAUAUGCCCCUUUUCCCCUCUAUGCUCUCACUUUUCCCUACUUCCGCUUCACCAUCUCGCUUUGUACACUUUCCGACCAGCAGAUAUCCAACCUAUACAGGGCUCGUUACAUGAGAUACGGUAACUCGCCUUUUUCCCCGACCGACCAUGUUCCCACAGGCACCGCGCCGCCCACCCCAACUUCUUGCGUAUCAUAA
Messenger RNA from Closterium sp. Yama58-4, 1173 nucleotides. The record is from the annotation of a GenBank genome assembly. Lineage: Eukaryota; Viridiplantae; Streptophyta; Zygnematophyceae; Desmidiales; Closteriaceae.